Molecule: messenger RNA, 1097 nt
Organism: Serpula lacrymans var. lacrymans S7.9
Lineage: Eukaryota; Fungi; Basidiomycota; Agaricomycetes; Boletales; Serpulaceae
Exons: 5
Coding region: 380-955 (191 amino acids)
Source: RefSeq, a predicted model, not a curated record
CUAGGUUGGUUCGCACUUAAUUCUUUGAUUAUGGAAUCUGUUUGCGGGGAGAGGAUGCGGUACCAUUCGUAAACGCCGAUGAUCUUGUCGCGCGAGCCAGGUGCAGAAACGACAUAGCUGAGCGGAUGAAUCAAGGAGGCAGUAGGAGUGUAGUAUUUGAGCACGGUUUCGUGAAGGAUCUUUGGUGCGGACGCAGUUGUAAGACUGUGUAAAAUGGCGGGUCCAGAGCUGGUCACGAGGAAAUGUCUGGCUUUUCUGUGACGACUGACGCGGUGUGCAUGGAUGACGACGUGAUCGACGACAUGACAUCAGACCCCCUGAGUGCGCUAUAUGAGUAGGUUAACUCGCAGUCUCUGGCCGCCAUUCCCGACAUAUCACCAUGCAGAACCCCCAAAGAGAGAUUGUGCAGAUCGCUCAGCUGCUGACUUCGUCUGCUGAGUCCGACGCACAGCAGAAAGCUGUCCUUAAUUAUUUUACCACCAACGCCUCCCUCCGCGACCCGCUCUGCGUCGUCGAAUCCAGUCCAAACUCGCGUGAUACGAUUCUUGGCGUAUACCAGUGGUAUCGUAUCCUCUCGCCCAAUACACGCAGCAAUAUCCAGAGCAUCUUAUAUGACAGGGAGCUGGACUUGAUCGACCUGGAGAUUGUCCAGGUUUUCAAAGCACGCUUCAGCCCAUUCAAACCUGCCGAAUCCCGGUUUUUGAUCCGUCUGUCUAUGCGAGAAGACAAUGGUUUGCACUAUAUUGCACGCCAGGAAAACUUUUUACAGCCUGACGACGUCUUAAACAUCCUCAUACCUCCUCUGGCUCCUCUCCUCAGGCUAGGUCUCAACGCUGCGGCUAUCGUGUACAACAUGAAUGCACGAGCCCUCCAGGCAACCGGACUCUGGAAGCCUGAUCCCAAAUUUGGGACUAGAGUCAGCGGAAGGAGCGUGCAGGAAUCAAAAACGAAUUAAAAUAAAUGAACUCAAGGUAGGCUCAAAAUGAGAUGGUUAUACGGACCUGCUUUUUAAAUCUAUCAUUAAACUUGACUCACUGAACGAACUUUGUAUUAUUAAAUAUGUCUGCAUGUAUCAAAUAGCGAUUACAUUUCCUUAA